Messenger RNA from Closterium sp. Yama58-4, 3351 nucleotides. The record is from the annotation of a GenBank genome assembly. NCBI's taxonomy places the organism in Eukaryota, Viridiplantae, Streptophyta, Zygnematophyceae, Desmidiales, Closteriaceae.
AUGGACCGCGUCGCGUCGCUCGCGAAUCGAAAAUCUCCCCGAAGACGACGCAACAUAAUCUGUUCCGCUCAAUUCGUUCUACUGGCCGCGACUAUUUUCAGUCUCUGGACUCGCGAGACCGUUAAAGCUGCGACGAACCCAGCUCAAGUGGCCGCUCUUCACACCAUAGCAUCGUCCCUCGCCUCCUCCAACUCAUUUUUCAGUGCCUGGUCCGGAAGCGAUCCCUGCGCUGCUUCUGCGGGUGCCAGCAGCAAGGGCUGGCCGGGGGUCACCUGUGAGAGUGACGGCUCGGGGAGCCAUGUGGUUACAUCGCUAACACUGCAAGGGCUGGGACUUUCCGGGCAGCUUCCACCAGCUCUCUUCGAGCUAACAGCGCUCACAAGCCUGGACAUAUCGCUCAACCCAGCCCUCACAGGCAGCAUAUACAGCACCAUCAGCUCGCUUUCGGACCUCUCCAUGCUGGACAUGCACGGAUGCAAUCUGUCGGGGUCCAUCCCUGCAACCAUUGGCCUCUUGAGAAAGCUCAACUUCUUUGCUGUCAACAGCAACCAGCUAUCCGGCACCAUUCCCAGACAGGUGGCGAAUCUAACAAACCUCUAUUUCUUUGACAUUACGGACAACAACAUCUCAGGGCCUGUGCCCGUCCAACCGGGAUUCGACACGUGUACCAGCAUCGGUCACCUUCACCUGAGUCGCAACCAGCUAUCAUAUCUCCCAGGGCAACUGGGACGCCUUCCGAACCUCAUCCACCUCCUGGUGGACAACAACCGCCUCAACCAGACCUUUCCAGCAGGGCUCAGUGGCUCCACGAGCCUGCAGAUCAUCCAUCUGAGCAACAACACCAUUCAGGGUCGGCUUCCGCCUUCGCUCAACCUCCCAGCGCUGCAAGACCUGUCAAUGCACAACUGCUCCAUGCCUCCCCAGCCACUGCCCGCCUUGACAGGCCUCCCAUCACUCUGCUACCUCGAUUUGAGUCGCAACAGCUUCCAAGGCCCCUUGCCCCUUGCUCUCUUCACCGCACACCCAGACCUGGUGACCCUCAAUCUCGCCCUGAACCAUCUCAGCAGCAACCUCCCUCCCGGGCUGCCCUCAGUCAACCUCACGAGACUUCACUCCAUUAUGCUAUCGGACAACAAACUAACAGGCCCUGUGCCCCCCCUGGACGCCCUCCCUGCCAUCGCCACCAUCUCGCUGUUCGAUAACCACUUCACCCGCGCGCCUGCUGCUCUGCUUACCAACGAAAACGUCACUCUGCAGCUAUACGGCAACGACCUCUGUGUGCCCUACCGCCCUGCAGUCUCCCAAGCCUGCUCGCCCCCUCUCGGCUUCAUGCAGUAUCAGCCCCCUCCCAUCUGCGACGACCUCUCCUGCCCCUCUCUCUACGCGCCCAGCCCGCCCCUUCUCGCUCUCACCAACGCCUGUGUGUGUGUCUCGCCGCUGGAGGUGGAAUUGAAGCUGACAGCACCGCAGUACGCGGUGUUCAAUGCUGAGCUCGCGAGGCUGCUUGUAGAAAGGAUCGCGGGGAGCUUGGGGAAAAAUGGGAUCGGCAUUUCGACAGCGCAGAUCGCCAUAGUAUCAGUCACCGGGGAUGCGUUCGUGUGGCACAAGGUGUCGCUGGGAACGGACUUUGGGCCUUAUAUUGUGGAGGCCAUGUAUGGGCCAGCUCCCCCUCCCGUCCCCCCUGCUGCGUCUACUGGCGGAGGGGGCAUGACCACUGCUGCGAUCGUGGGCAUCGUGGUGGGGGGAGUGGUGCUCGCUCUCAUUGCUCUGCUGAUCGUGUGGCUGCUGCUGCAAAGGAACAGAAACAAAGACCUGUGGAGCUCAGAGGACUACAAGGCGAUAGAGGGGCUGCAGGCGCUGGGAGUGCACCGGUGCAAACUUAAAGAGAUAGCCGACGCCACCCAGGGGUUCAAGACACUGCUGGGGGAGGGCGGAUACGGACAGGUGUACCGAGGAGUGCUGGAGAAUGGAGAUGUGGUGGCGGUGAAACGAGCCAAGGGCCAUGUGAAGUUAUGUGGCACUGAGUUCCGGAAUGAAAUACAGCUGCUGUCAGCAGUGCGCCACCGCAACCUCGUGGCACUGAAAGGCUUCUGUGUGGAAGCAGGGGAGCAGCUGUUGGUGUAUGAAUUCAUCGAGAGGGGCACACUGGAAGACAUGCUGAGACCCGACUCAAAGCACCAGUUGACGUGGCGGCAGCGCGUCAACAUCGCAUGUGGGGCGGCCAGUGGGUUUGCGUACCUGCACCAUCAGAUCAAGCCGCCUAUUAUCCACCGGGAUGUGAAGACGGCCAACAUCCUCAUCACAGCGGACCUUGAGGCGAAGGUGUCAGACUUUGGAAUCUCCAAGGCUGUUCCUGAGGAGGCGGAGGGAGGGGGGAGGCUGGAGACGCAAGUGAAGGGCACUGUGGGCUAUCUGGACCCACAAUAUUUCCAAAGUGACCUACUAACGGAAAAGAGCGACGUGUACAGCUUCGGCAUCGUGCUGCUAGAGCUGGCCACCGGUCUUCGCCCCGUUACCAAUGGGGAGCAUAUCAGACGCAUCGUGAUCGAUAGCGUUACCAACCAGGGGGGCGUGCACAGUGUCUUGGACCCGGUGUUGAAAGCCAUGUGGGAGAGACAGCAGAGAGGGGAGGGGGGAAGCGGGGAGGAAGGGGGAGGAGCGGGAGGAACAGAAGGAGGAGCAGGGGGAGGAGCAGGGGGAGGAGCAGGGGGAGCAGAGGGCGGAAGAGAAGGCCGAGGGGAAGGGGGAGGAGGUGCGGGAGGUGGAGAGGUGGGGAGGAAUGAAAGUAAGGCAUUGGAGGAGACGUGUGGGAGUGAGACGUUGGAGGAGACGUUUGAGUGGUUCCUGAGGCUUGCAAUGCGGUGCAGCCUCAAGCAGGCGCAGAACCGACCCGACAUGCAACAGGUUUUGAAGGAGUUGGAAGGGAUUAAGAGGCGGUUGAACCGGGUUUCUGCUUUCCGUGCUGCUGGCGGUAGUGCUAGUGCUGCUGCUGCUGCUGCUGGUGGUGGUGGUGCUGCUGCUGCUGCUGCUGCUGCUGGUGCUGGUGCUGGUGGUGGUGAUAGUAGCAGGCGUGACAAUGGCGAAGGGUACGAUUGGGAAGGCGAGCCUGCGUGUGCGACCAAGUCACAAACCAGUGAUAAGUUCUGGAAAGAGAUUGCUGCAGUGGCAACGUCUGGGGGUGCAAGUUAUGAGGAGUGGGGAGAGGAGGACGAGGAGGAGGAGGUUUCAUGGUAUGAGGAUCUAAUGAAGAAGAGUGGAGGGAAGGGUGGGACGUCGAGCAGCGGUGGGGAUGGAUUGAGUCCGGUGACGUUCAGUGGGAGCGUGCAUAAAGGAGACGUGAAUCCUAGAUGA